AUCUGUUGGGAAUUACAUUAAUAAUGCAUUUUACAGUAGAUAGAAUAACUAUUUUUUAACAUAAUAAUUUGUAAUACAACUAUAUUUUGCCUUUGCAGAAUGUCUGGACAAGUAGUCAGCAAUGUGAGCGUCUCUGUAGUUGGUGGAGGUUCUUCUGCCGGAGGAAGUGGAUUUGGAAGUGGAUAUGGUGUUGGAGGAGGAAGUGGAUAUGGUGUUGGAGGAGGAAGCGGAUAUGGUGUUGGAGGAGGUGUUGGAGGAGGAAGCGGAUAUGGUGUUGGAGGAGGAAGCGGAUAUGGUGGAGGAGGAAGCGGAUGUGGUGGAGGAGCUGGAGGAGCUGGUGGAGCCGGUGGAGGAGGCUUUGGUAGCAGAAGCCUUUUUAACGUGGGAGGUAGAAAGACCAUCUCCAUCAGUACCGCAGGUGGUCAAGGUGGAUUUGGGGGUGGUGGAAUAGGCUUUGGUGUAGGAGCUGGUGGUGGUGGUGGCUUUGGUGGUGGAUCAGGAGGAUUUGCAUAUGGAGGUCAAGGGUUUGGUUCUGGGGGAGGCCAAGCUGGUAUUACAGAGGUUACAAUUAACCAAAGUCUUCUGGCACCACUGAAUUUGGAGAUUGACCCUAACAUACAAAAAGUCCGAGUCCAAGAAAGGGAACAGAUUAAAACCUUGAACAAUAAAUUUGCCUCCUUCAUUGAUAAGGUUCGGUUCCUUGAGCAACAAAACAAAGUCCUUGAAACAAAAUGGAGCCUCUUGCAAGAGCAAGGAGGGCAAGUCAAGGGUGGAAGCCGUGGCAAAAGCAAUAUAGAAGCUAUGUUUGAAGCAUACAUGAACAGCCUAAAAAGGCAGCUGGAUGCUCUCCAAAAUGAUAAAUACAGACUAGAUGGAGAACUCAGGAACAUGCAAGACUUAGUGGAUGACUUCAAGAACAGAUAUGAAGAUGAAAUUAACAAGAGGACAUCAGCAGAGAAUGACUUUGUUAUACUUAAGAAGGAUGUAGAUGCUGCCUACAUGAACAAGGUGGAGCUGGAAGCCAAGGUUGAUGCUUUAACUGAUGAGAUCAACUUCCUCAGGAGCCUCUAUGAACAAGAAAUGGCUCAGCUGCAGUCUCAGAUCUCUGACACUUCAGUCAUCCUCUCAAUGGACAACAACAGAGCAUUGGAUCUGGACAGUAUCAUUGCUGAGGUGAAGGCUCAGUAUGAGGACAUUGCCAAGAAGAGCAGAGCAGAGGCAGAAUCUACCUACCAAAGCAAGGUCAAGGAGUUGCAAGCAUCUGCUGGUGCACAAGGUGAUGUCCUGAAAACUACCAAAAAUGAGAUCUCUGAGCUGAACCGCAAACUCCAGAGGCUUCGCGCUGAGAUCGAAAAUGUGAAAAAACAGAAUGCCAAACUUCAAACAGCCAUUGCUGAGGCAGAGGACCGUGGAGAGCUUGUCCUGAAAGAUGCUCAUGCAAAACUGGCUGAGCUGGAAGCAGCUCUUCAGAAUGCAAAACAGGACAUGGCUCGCCAACUGAGAGAAUACCAGGAACUGAUGAAUGUCAAACUGGCUUUGGAUGUGGAAAUUGCCACAUACAGGAAACUUCUGGAAGGAGAAGAAAUCAGGUUGACCACAGACACCAAUGUGAGCAUCUCUGUGGUCAGUGGAAAGACCUCCCUGGGAAGUGGUGGUGGUGGUGGUGGAGCUGGAGGAAGCUAUGGUGGAUCCGGAGGAAGCUAUGGUGGAUCUGGAGGAAGCUAUGGUGGAGCUGGAGGAAGCUAUGGUGGUGGUUUUGGAGGCAGUGGUGGUUCGGCUGGAGGCUACGGAUUCAGCUCUGGCAGCUCUGCAGGAUAUGGAUUCUCAGCUGGCGGGGGAGGUGGCAGCAGCGUACGAUUUGCGUCCAGUCAGUCAAGCUACAGAAGUUAAAUCUCCCAUGCUCCACUUUGGCACGGUGCAAAUUCCUAUCUUCUGCUUACCACUAUAUUGAAUUACUGCAUUAC
Messenger RNA from Nanorana parkeri, 1964 nucleotides. Its product is annotated as keratin, type II cytoskeletal 4-like. Gene Ontology annotation, cellular component: keratin filament. The record is from RefSeq and is a predicted model, not a curated record. NCBI's taxonomy places the organism in Eukaryota, Metazoa, Chordata, Amphibia, Anura, Dicroglossidae. The transcript is spliced from 11 exons. Gene Ontology annotation, molecular function: structural constituent of skin epidermis. The coding region runs from base 100 to 1890 and encodes 596 amino acids. Gene Ontology annotation, biological process: intermediate filament organization; keratinization.